Messenger RNA from Aphidius gifuensis, 825 nucleotides. RefSeq names its product ribosomal RNA small subunit methyltransferase NEP1. Gene Ontology annotation, biological process: rRNA base methylation. The coding region runs from base 76 to 789 and encodes 237 amino acids. The transcript is spliced from 4 exons. NCBI's taxonomy places the organism in Eukaryota, Metazoa, Arthropoda, Insecta, Hymenoptera, Braconidae. Gene Ontology annotation, molecular function: rRNA binding; rRNA (pseudouridine) methyltransferase activity. Gene Ontology annotation, cellular component: small-subunit processome; nucleolus. The record is from RefSeq and is a predicted model, not a curated record.
ACACACAUAUUGUCCACAUUGUCAUUGACCAUUGUGAUAAAUCAUCAUUAAAUUUAUUAAUUAAUAGCUAAAACAAUGAGUAAAUUAACAAAAAAACGUAAAAAUAAUAAUGACGAUAGUGAAUAUGAUCCAUCACCAAAACAUCUACAUGUUGGACACAUAAAAAAUCAAGAAAAACGUUUAAUUAUUAUUUUGGAUCAAGCACAACUUGAAUCUGUUAAGAUUGGAAAUAAAUUUGAAUUAUUAAAUUGUGAUGAUCAUCCACAUAUACUAAAAAAAAAUGGUCGUGAUCCUGGAAGUUGUAGACCUGAUAUUGUUCAUCAAGAACUACUGAUGCUUUUGGAUAGUCCACUUAACAGAGCUGGACUACUUCAAGUAUAUGUUUCAACUGAAAAAAAUGUUCUUAUUGAAGUUAAUCCACAAACAAGAAUACCUAGAACAUUUAAAAGAUUUGCUGGACUUAUGGUUCAAUUACUUCAUAAAUACAGUGUACGUUCAUCAGAAGGAAACAUGAGAUUAUUAAAAAUCAUUAAAAAUCCAGUGACAGAUCAUUUACCAACUGGUUGUAGAAAAAUUGGCAUGUCAUUUUCAGCAACAAAUGUUAAACAUACAAAAGACAUUGUACCUGCUGAUGAACCAAUUGCAAUUGUUGUUGGUGCAAUGGCACAUGGACAGAUAAAAGCUGAUUAUCUUGAAGAGACACUUUCAAUUAGUAAUUAUCCAUUAUCUGGAGCAUUAACUUGCACUAAAUUAUGCUCAGGUUUUGAAGAAGCCUGGGGUAUAUUUUAAUUAUUUUUUAAUUUUUUUUUUAUAAGCUGGAUGUAA